This is a messenger RNA of Maniola jurtina (meadow brown), 4128 nucleotides long. It is a transcript of the gene l(2)34Fd, whose product is annotated as nucleolar protein 10. Bases 334 to 3735 code for a protein of 1133 amino acids. Gene Ontology annotation, molecular function: protein binding. Gene Ontology annotation, cellular component: nucleus; nucleolus; small-subunit processome. Gene Ontology annotation, biological process: maturation of SSU-rRNA from tricistronic rRNA transcript (SSU-rRNA, 5.8S rRNA, LSU-rRNA). The record is from RefSeq and is a predicted model, not a curated record. The transcript has 18 exons. Lineage: Eukaryota; Metazoa; Arthropoda; Insecta; Lepidoptera; Nymphalidae.
AUAUUCUUUGGCGCCCGCGCGGCGGCGUGUUUUGGUGUUUGUGUUUUCAAAUUUCAUUUAUAAAUCACCACAUUAUUACAUUUACUUAGUGUUUUGAUAUGACUAGUGAUAUCUAUUUGAAUUAAAUACAUGAAAUUGAAGAUCUAGCGAGAAAUUAACUUUAACAUAGUUUAUUACUUUCAUAUCGACAGACGAUCAGAGAUCGUUCACUAGGUUUACAAGAACGAUGAUUUUAAUUAUAACCAAAUAAUUGUUCAUAGCGUCUAAGAUUUGGUUUGGAUAUUGAAUUUAAGACUGUAAUAAAUUGUCUAAAAGUUCAACCAUAAAAAUACGAUGCAAGUAUCAGAAAUAGAUAAUGUUAAAAUCUACAAUCUCAGUGCCGGAAAGGCUCUACCUGAGUGGUUAACAGAAAGAAAGAAACGUGCUCUUUUGAAGAAAAAUGUGGAUCUCAGACGGAGAAUUGAACUUAUUCAGGAGUUUGAUAUGCCAGGCGUUAGUACUAGUUUACGGGUGUCUAAAGAUGGACAGUACAUCAUGGCCACAGGAAUUUAUAAACCUAGAAUAAAAUGUUUUGAUGUGAACAAUUUGUCACUUAAAUUCGAAAGGUGUCUAGAUUCAGAAGUUGUAACAUUUGAAAUUCUAAGUGAUGAUUAUACAAAGAUAGUAUUUUUACAAUGUGAUCGCUAUGUGGAGUUCCACGUGGGGCACGGCCGGCAUUACCGUCUCAGAGUGCCUCACUUUGGAAGAGACAUGAAAUACCAUCGGCCAUCUUGUGAUCUGAUUGUUGUGGGAGCUUCCAAUGAAGUUUAUAGACUAAAUUUGGAAUUAGGGCAAUUUCUAGCUCCAUAUGUGACAAAGGCAACUGAGAUAAACUGUUGCAGUGUGAAUGAAGAGCAUGGGUUGCUUGUGUUCGGCACUGAAAGUGGCCAUGUGGAGGCCUGGGACCCUCGCACUAAGUCCAGACAGGGAAUAUUAGAUUGUGCAUUACACUGUUCGGAUACUGAAUAUAGAAAUAGCACAUUGCCAGCAAUAAGUGCCUUAAAAUUCAACGGCGCAUUGGAAAUGGGAGUAGGUACAUCCUCAGGUCAUGUGCUGCUGUAUGACAUAAGAUCUAGCAAACCUCUGCUGGUAAAAGAUCAUAUGAAUGAGAUCCCUAUCAAGUGUAUAGAGUUCCAUAAACAGAUGGAUUAUGUUUACUCAAUGGAUGCUAAUGUUGUCAAAAUCUGGGAUAAAAAUACUGGCAAGCAGUACACAAACAUUGAAUCAUCUGUGGAUUUCAAUGAUUUAUGUGUGAUACCAAACACAGGCUUGACUAUGAUGGCAGUUGAAGAUCAAAAAAUGCAAAUUCACUAUGUACCAUCAUUAGGCCCGGCGCCUCGCUGGUGCGCCUUCCUCGACAACUUGACGGAAGAAAUGGAGAGUUCGGCUUCACAAACCGUGUACGACGAUUACAAGUUCGUCACCAAACAAGAGCUGGAGUCUCUCGGCUUAGAUCACUUGCUGGGGACCAACUUGCUGAGAGCUUACAUGCAUGGAUAUUUUGUGGAUGUUCGAUUAUAUAAAAGGGCGAAAUCAAUCGCCGAUCCGUUCGCCUUUGAAGAAUAUAAGAAACGCAAGAUCAGAGAGAAAAUCGAACAGGAGAGACCAUCCAGGAUCAAAGUGGAAGACAAUUUGCCUAAAGUCAACCGCGAUCUGGCGUCUCGCCUUUUGGAGAGUGACACAAGGAAGAAAAAGCAGUCCGCUAAUUUACUUAAAGACGACAGGUUUAAGGCUCUGUUUGAAAACCCUGACUUCGAGGUGGAUAAGAAGGCCGACGAGUAUCGCCUACUUAACCCUGUACUCUCAAGGCUCGACCGUAGCAAACAGAAACCUAAAGUGGAAGUACAGCAUAUUAUGGAGACUGAGGACACUGAAGACAAAGAUUCUGAUCGCGAGUUGUAUGAAUCUAGCAGCGAGAGUUCCGAUGAUGAACGAACGUGGGCGAAAGAAGUUAAAAAACAACACAAAAUCAUUCGAUACAAAAAAGAAGAUCAAGCUGACGAAGCAGAAGAUGUUCCAAAUGAAAAAGUAUACGAGUUUAGUAAAGCUCCUACGACUACGAAUAUCAGAAGUAUCGUCCAAGUGAGCAAAAAGAGUUUAGGUGACAGAUUGGCUAAAGAAGGCUCAGUAGUAGUUUCCGGCAUCGCGGGGAACAGGGAAAUGAAGUUCUCUAUGAGAGAUAAGAAGAAGCCAUCCGAAAUUCAGAAAAAAAUGAAAAAGCACCAUGAAGAAAGAAAACAGAUAGUUAGGAGAACUGGGUAUUUAACUAAGAAGAAACUCCCUAAAAUUAUAGAUAUGAGUAAUAAAGUAGCUAAUGAGCUUUUAUUUCAAUGCAUAGCUAGUGAUCUGCUGGAUAGCCAUGUGCUGGGCAAUGACAAGCUGGGCGAGCCAACUAUGGAGAGAUCCACUAGAUCUAGCCUUGACGUCAAUAGUGUCGAAAUUGGUGAAAUAACGGAAUCCCCUGACACUGAAUAUAUGAGCACAUCUGCUAUUUUACACUAUUGUAAAUCAAAGAUAUUACUUCCAUAUUUAAAACUUCUCACUGUUAUGGGAUUAAGGCCUGUAGUGGAUGCGUCCAAUUCUUCCAAAUAUGCAAUUUGUUUUUCACAUUUCCACUCUGCACAGGUUGCAGUAUUUAUGUUUGCUGGGUAUAUUCUACAGUACAUGGCAUGUUUCAGGCGAGACCGAGGUUUUUGUUAUAAACUAGUACCAUUAGCGCUUACGUCGUCGUUUGAAUACGAUGCCUACAAGCAAGUAUGCUAUGGUAACGUUGCAUUCACAUACAUUGGGCCCAGUUUAUUGCAUUUUGCUGGGUUCUUGUACGCCUUAUACCUCUUCAGAAUAUCUGACAAUGAACAGCUGCAAAAUCUUAUGGAGAGGGUAUUUCUCCUGUCUUCAUACGCACCUCAAGGUACGCCCACAGCUAAACCCAAACGUUUGUUACGGAUGCUCUGGUUCUUCAUUAUUCUUAGUGUCCUGUGGAUGUGUAUGUCCCUGGUCUCCGUGAACUUGAUGAUGGCAAAAGGAACUAUUAUGUUCAGGUGGAUGGAAUCGAGUUCAGGUGAAAUGUUGCUGGGGCUUAAGAUUCUUCUUAUAAUUUGCACGCUGAUCCACGACAUGGUGCAGGCCACCGUCAUCACGAGCUACUGCCUGCAGGCGCAGCUGCUGCAGGCGCAUCUUAUGUUCCUGAAGGAACGGCUCUUGAACAGAACCAUCACACCAUUGAAUUGGAUGAGAGAAAUUGCUGAAUUCCGGAAGCUGCUGAAAUACUUGAACAACGACCUCGCCCCGGCCGUGUGCCUGUUCACCAUCGUGAACAUGUCGUGGGCGGUGUCGGGCGUCAUGUGGCUGCUGGACUUGGACAAAGUGGACACCGGCACGGAGCCUAUAGCGGGGCUCAGCGUGCUCAACCAAUUGCUUUGGAUAUCUGCAGUGUUGGUGCCUUUUAUCCAGGCCGCACGUCUAACGAAGGAGUGCCGUCACACGCAGUCCGUGGGGCACGAGCUGUGCGUGCGGCCCUUCCUGCACCAGGACACGUCGCAGGAAGACAUCAGCACGGUGCUCGCGUACGCCGCGUCGCUGCAGCUGCGCGCCAAGCUCUUCCACUACCCCAUCGCGGGCCGAUACAUCUGCCUGCUGGCCACCGUCACUCUCAUCGUACUAUUUGCGUUAGGAAUGUGCCAUUAUUUGCAAUGAUUCCAAUCGAAUUUAAAUGAUUAAUGAUAAAAAUAGUAAUUAUAACUACUUAAUUAAUAUAUUUUUGAAUAGAGUAAUAAUUUAAUUGAUUACUAUUUAUUUUUGUUUGAUUUUCAUUAUCGUAACCCUACGUUUCCGGUUUCCACAAGCCCAACAAUAAACAGAGACCAUGUAAUGAAACAAAGUCUGUUAACAUAUGUAUAUGUUAAAUGACACAUAUAAUAGCUAGUCGUGCUACGUGUGUGUUAACAAUGUGUCUGAAGACUUCAUUUAUUUGACAUUAUUUAGCGACUAGUAUCUGCAAUGAUUCGAAUCGGGCUUAAUUGAUUAAUGAUAAAAAUUAUAAUAUAUGAAAGAGUUGUUUUAAAUUAUAAUAUAUGAUUAUUGAUUGUU